Molecule: messenger RNA, 2692 nt
Organism: Lytechinus pictus (painted urchin)
Lineage: Eukaryota; Metazoa; Echinodermata; Echinoidea; Temnopleuroida; Toxopneustidae
Product: sperm microtubule inner protein 11-like
Exons: 3
Coding region: 594-1046 (150 amino acids)
Source: RefSeq, a predicted model, not a curated record
GAUCUCUGAUGAUGAUGAAAGGCCGACCAUAUUCAUCGAAUGCGAGAGAUCCUAGAGAAGACAUUUUUAUGUGAAAAACGGAAGUUUCGCUUGUGGAUUACUAGAUGAAAAUGGAUUUCUCUCACUCGUCUUACGCCCAAUUCAUGUGCAGAUUCUAGAAGACUCCAUGAGCAAAUCAAUGAUUAACCUCGUUCACUAAAGUCUUACCCCCCAAAAAUUAUCAAAAUGUAACUCCUAUACAUGAUAGAAUCUGACUUCAACAAAAUUUAAAAAUUUUAAACAGAUUUUGUAAUAAAAAUUAUUUUAUUACUAUAACAAAAAUGUUGAAAAUAUGAAAGUAUAUUUUCUUAUUUGCCAGCCUCGUCCAUCAGGGGACGAUAACAACAAUGCACGUAACCAAGGAUAUCCCGGAAAUAGACGCAAUGCACCUGUUCGCUUAUUGAUGCAAAAUCAACGUUUCCUCGAUGAAACCCGUCUCUAAUUAAAAGUUUUCGCGUUUUAGAGGUUGCUUUUCAAGACUUCCUCUUCAGGAAUAUUUUUUGUUCUUCACGUGAUCUUCAGGAUAUACCGUCGGUGUUGAACUAGCAGAAAUAAUGUCAUUCUUUAAUCUCACCGAAUUGGGAUACCAAUAUCCUAUACGCGCACAGGUGAAAGAGCCAAACCCGGUAUAUUCCUACCAUCUCGCCCACUCUGUACCGGAGGGAUCGUACGUAUCAUUCAGACCAGAAACUGCAAAACUUCCACCAAUUGGUAUGACCAAAUACAACAAAGUUAUUGAACCUGUAGAUCAUCCAGAACAUCAUGGAUCAUAUGUCAAAUACACCGAGAGAUUGCACAAACAUACACGAUGUGCAAAAGGUCCCAUUGAUAUAUACCGCAACCCUGUGACAACAGCUCAACUUCCCGGUUCCUGGUAUCAGAAAGAGGUCCCACUGAAGCAGAGAGAAUCCUGGACGUAUGUCCCCAGACAUGUAUGCGUCAGUAGCGAAAUGACAAAGUUUGUUAAGGAGAUGAGUCAAACCAACAGGGAAUUUUCACUCUUCUAAUCACAAAAUUGGAGCCAGCAAACUUCAAAAAAACUUUCAGUAAAGCCUUACUAUGGACAAUGUUUCUGACAUACUUGGUAUGCAUAAAUAAACCAACAGCCUUUGAACAAGACUGGAGUGAAGACGACUGAAGUGCAUUAAUGGUUUAAUGGACCUGUGUCAUUACAGGUCUGUAUCUCAUGAUGAAUGGAUUUCCAUGAUGGAUUCAAAUCAGUUACUUUUUGUAUUGAAAUAAGCCACUAACCUUUAAGAAAUAAACAUGAACAAAUGAGUCAUUUAAAUUUGAAGAUACAAAAAAAUAAUGCUCUUGAUUUCUCCUUAUUUUCUUUUUAAUUCAUUCAUCUAUUUUCCCAUAAGAUACUGAUUCUCUAAAGUCAUUGAAUUACAUUCUUGCCUUAAAUGGAGCACCUGCUUACUCUACACUUUGAAAAGAGUGUCCAAUUAAAAAAAAAGUUAAACCUUUAUAUUGAGUUCGAGUCUUUGGGAAUACAGGUUUGUUUUAUAUAUUUUUCCCAAAUUGUUUUAAAUUGUUUUUAUUGUGAUUUAAAUCAUGCACUUUCACUGCAAUGGCCUCAAGACCUUGAAGCCCUGCAGUUCCAGUUAUUUGUCCCACUCCUUGAAGAACAAGUAUAUGAUUUAUGUUAUACAUUAAAAUUGGCUGAAAGAUGUUUGCCCAUUUAAUUUUAUACCUGCAUUGGUGUUUCAGUUUGGACACAAGCGUGUACUGUAUAAUGCAUAAAUUGAGCACUUAUAUAAUUAUGGUUUACUUUGUUACAAUUAGAGGAGUAUUAUUAUCAUAACCAUUAGUGCCAUCCACCAAGUAUUGAUUAUCUUCAAACUAUACAACGAACAUAGAACCAAAGUUGUUUUCCUGUCAUUUUGUAUUCCCCAAAAAAGUAUUUCAAAGAUAAUUGUGUUUUGUCAGUCUUGUUUUGUCUUUGUUCAAACAAAAAUUAGUCAUUGGAACUAUCAUUUUGCAUAGGUUUGCACUUUAUAAUUGAUGACGAAAGAUUCUCACAAUUUCCUGUAAAUGGUUUAUAAAUGCUGAUCAGUACGGAAAGAUAUCUACAGAUCAGUAUAAUAAUCGCAUCGAAAAUUUGAAUUCCAAAUUCGAUGGCCACAACAAAAUUGUUUAAGUAAAUAUAAUGCCUUUGUCGCGAGAGGGCUCUGUUCGAAAAAUGCAUUGAGUGGAUUUCGUAUCUUCUUGCGCCUCACGGUAAGAGCUGAUAUGAGCAAUAACUUGGAUAUCAUAAUUUUGUCGUUCAAGUUAUCUGUUCUGUCGUUUUGAAAGCGGUAUGUAUUUUAAACGAAUCAUUAUUAUAAUAUUUGUAAUGGGUUUUUUUUACCUGUACAUAGCAUCCUGCAAAAUUAGAUAUUAUUACAUAAAAUUGAUAGUUGAUAAACUAUUUUUUUUGUCUUAUGAGACCGAAAUGGCAUCAUUUGCCGCGUCUUAUUUGUAACGUCGGAUGUCUCACAUUGAUUUAUAUGUUCGAUACGAUAAUAAUUAUAACUGCAAGACUUCAUUUUAUAUUUUUUUGCAAAGCCAAAUGUAAUUCAAUCAAUCAAACAGUGUUGUACAAGUAUGUGUUUGUCGAGGUAUGUAGUGUUUUGUAAUUAUUUACAUAAAUGAUAUUGAUCCAAAAUAA